Andrographis paniculata is the source of this 1355-nucleotide messenger RNA. RefSeq names its product 14-3-3-like protein C. Bases 145 to 918 code for a protein of 257 amino acids. Gene Ontology annotation, biological process: signal transduction. The transcript has 4 exons. Lineage: Eukaryota; Viridiplantae; Streptophyta; Magnoliopsida; Lamiales; Acanthaceae. The record is from RefSeq and is a predicted model, not a curated record. Gene Ontology annotation, cellular component: cytoplasm.
AGUGGCAGUUACGAGCCCACAGUAGGCGGCGAAUCCGCAGCAUUCUCUUCCUCCCUUCCUCUCAUUUUCUGCUCUCAACUUCCAUUUAUUCCUCCUCUACCUUUUCCUCCAUUCGCCUCGUUUUACUUUUUCCACCGACAUAUCAUGGCGCCGCGCGAGGAGAGUGUGUACAUGGCAAAGCUGGCCGAGCAGGCCGAGCGCUACGAGGAGAUGGUCGAGUUUAUGGAGAAAGUCUGCGAGUCGCUGCAGGAGAAGGAGGAGCUCUCCGUCGAGGAGCGUAAUCUGCUCUCAGUCGCCUAUAAGAACGUGAUCGGCGCGCGGAGGGCGUCCUGGAGGAUUAUCUCCUCCAUCGAGCAGAAGGAGGAAUCCAGGGGGAAUGAGGACCAUGUUAGUACUAUCAAGGAGUAUAGAUCUAAGAUUGAAUCGGAGCUGUCAAAAAUCUGCGAUGGAAUCCUGAAGUUGCUCGAAGAACGAUUGAUUCCUUCUGCGUCUAGCGGGGAUUCCAAAGUGUUCUACCUCAAGAUGAAGGGUGAUUACCAUAGGUAUUUGGCUGAGUUCAAGACCAGCGCUGAAAGAAAAGAGGCUGCUGAGAGCACCCUCACGGCCUAUAAAUCUGCACAGGACAUAGCAGCUACAGAACUUGCCCCAACCCAUCCAAUUCGACUUGGACUUGCUUUGAACUUUUCUGUCUUCUACUAUGAAAUUUUGAACUCUCCUGAUCGUGCCUGUAAUCUUGCAAAACAGGCGUUUGAUGAGGCAAUCGCCGAGUUGGAUACACUAGGCGAGGAGUCCUACAAAGAUAGCACCUUGAUUAUGCAACUCCUCCGUGACAAUCUCACUCUGUGGACCUCCGACAUGCAGGAUGAUGCAGGUGAUGAAAUCAAAGAGGCUCCAAAAGUCGAAGAGGCACAACAGUAAGGGGCAAGUAGUCGAGUCCUCGUAUCUCCAUCCAUGGUCCUUAAGAAAGUUUUCUUUUCUUCUCUUUCCCUUUUACCUCGUAAUAUUUUGGGUGCCCGUGUCUUUGAGAAUAGAGUCUCAUCUACAUCACUUUGCUCGGUUUUAACACCAUCAUGCCAGCAGCUUCCCUUAGUUUUUCAUCCUGAGGUUCGGAUUUGGAUUUGGGUUAUUCAAAAGAGGAAGCAUCCUCAUCUGAUCAUACUCUGAUGAUUGUCGAUGCUCAAGCUGCGCCGGUGCAAAAUCCAAUCACCUGAGAUCGAAGAUCAGAAGGUAGAUAGAUGGCUUUUCCUGUUUUUUUUCCUGCUUUUCUUAUUAAAUAUAUAUGUAUGGCUUGUGUUUGCACUCGAAGUUUUAAAUUCAUAAAGGCAUCAUCAAUCAAUUCAAAUAUUGAUACCUUC